AUGACACUUGAUGACGUAGAUUGUUUGGAAACAAACGGUAGUACAGGACUGCAUGCUGCAUGUUAUUAUGGUCAUGCUAGAAUUGUUAAAUUAUUAUUGAAAAAAGGAGCUGACAGAGCAAUAAAGAAUAAGUAUCAAUGUUUACCGUAUGAUGAAGCAGCGAAUGAUGGCAUUAAAGAACUUUUUCUUCGCGUACCAAAUAGUAAUCGACUUGUAUCGGAUACUGGUGCUAUUGAAUGGAUAUUGAUUGAUGAUGAUGUCAUGAAAAAAGCGAAAGAAGAGCGACACAUAAUUAAAUCAUUGUAUGACAAUAGCACAGGUACUACUCCUAUAGAUAAAAUGUUCGAAAAAAUUGAAAAAAAUUAUAUUAACAAAGGACUAACUAAUAUUAGUGGUAUUAAAAAUAUUAGACGUUAUUUUCGAAAAGCUACUGAAGAGCAAAAUAUUUUAUGGAUAAUCAAAGCUUACACAGCUGAAACAGAUUUCUAUAAAAUUUUGAAUAAUGAAAUAGCAGCUGGUGCUAGUCAGUAUCAAAAUGAACGAAGGUAUAUUAUAGCAUUAAUUUCACAUGAUUUACGUUUGGACGAAUUCACGUUUAUCGGUACCGCUUAUCGAGUGCUGCGAAUAAAUAAUGAUGAUUUAAAAAAAUAUGAAGUUGGUUGUUCGUUAAUGACAAAAUCAUUUGUGUCGUCAUCCAUCGAUCGAAAAGUUGCCGAAUUAUUUUUAUGUCAAAAAGAAGCAGCACAAUCAGAAGCUCAAGUAAUGACACGCAAGAAAAUUGAUGGAACAUUGAUAAAAUCAUGGAUUAUGUGUAGAUAUGAAAUCAAACAUAGACGUACUGGUCUACAUAUUGAAAAUUCAUCUCAAUAUGCGAACGAAGGUGAAAUCUUGAUUAUGCCAUAUUCUGUGUUUGAAGUGAAAGACAAGAAAAGUUCAACUUUCAUGUUUUCAAGAUAA
This is a messenger RNA of Rotaria sp. Silwood2, 957 nucleotides long. NCBI's taxonomy places the organism in Eukaryota, Metazoa, Rotifera, Eurotatoria, Philodinida, Philodinidae. The record is from the annotation of a GenBank genome assembly.